Molecule: messenger RNA, 506 nt
Organism: Medioppia subpectinata
Lineage: Eukaryota; Metazoa; Arthropoda; Arachnida; Sarcoptiformes; Oppiidae
Source: the annotation of a GenBank genome assembly
CCGGAUUCUCGGCCGAAGCUCUGGCCGACCGUAUAAUAGACGCCAAUUGUGUAGUAUUAGUGACUUCUGACGGCGCCUUUCGGGCCAACAAAUUCAUACCAUUGAAAUCAAUCGCCGACUCAGCACUCAAUCUAUGUCAACGAAUGAACCACAAAGUGAUGGCCUGUAUUGUGAACCCACACCUAAAUCUCGAUAGAAAUAACGUAAAGGAUAUCAAUAAUAAUUGGAUUACUGAUAAUUCAGGGAUCAAUUGGAACCCAAAUGUGGACAUCCUAUGGACUGAUGUAAUGGAAAAUGCUUGCGAUUAUUGCGAACCCGAAUGGAUGGAGGCUGAAGACCCACUGUUCAUACUUUAUACCAGUGGAAGUACGGGAAAGCCUAAAGGGAUUGUCCACACAAUCGGCGGUUAUCUCCUCUACUCUUACCUAACAUUCAAAACAGUAUUCAAUUACACCGACGGAGACGUGUUUUUCUCGACCGCAGACUUGGGAUGGAUUACUGGCCAC